AUGAUUCAGCUUACGCCAGAGGAAUUGAAGUCACCAUUAUCCGCCCAUGCCGAUCAUGGCCGGGAGAGCUUCUUCAGUAGCGGCAUCCAGUGUUUCGAUCAGAUCCAGACCGAACUGGAUGAUCUGAUAGAGGCCCCCUUCAAUAAAUCGCCAAAAUCUGUUGAAUCAAACCACCACUUUGCCGCUGCUGAGUGGCUGGCAAAUUUCCGCGACCCUGAUUCAUUGCAGCUCUUCCCGAUGCCGCCGCCAACUGAGGAUUCUGGGCCGAUACUUGAACGAGCCACGGCUGUCUCCAACGAGGAAGCCGAAGAGCACACUCCCUACCCAACCAUGGUCAUCAAUGAUGCCGAAGAGUCUAUGAGGCCACCGGAGCAGGAGCUGGCUUCUGCUCAGUCCCCACCAGGCUCGGAUGUCAAUUUCUACAUCCAGCAGUUCCAGAGCUCCCACGACACCCCAGAAGUGAUAUGGACUCUCUUCAACCUUCAGACGUGCAAGAUUCUUUCCAUCAAAGACAACGUGACAAAGAAUCCAUGGCGGACACUGAUUUGGCCCCUCGCCAAAAACUGCCCUCCUCUCUACCACGCACUUGCAGCGAUGACCUGCACGCAAAUGAGCAGAACCCAACCACAAUUCAGAGCCCGAGGAAAAUGGCAUUUUGAACGCGGCAUACAAGCUCUGAACUCCACCUCAGAUGAUAGCAGGAGUCAAAUACCUCUAGAGGCAGCUCUUGCUUGCAGACUUGCUCUGGGCUUCGCCGAAUCCUGGAACCAUCAGAUCUCUUCGACCGGCAUCACCCACAUAAGUGCUGCCCGAACUCUCAUCCGGCAAGCCGUGUUCAAAGCAAGGGCUUCAAAUUUAAGCGCCAACGAGUUGAGUCGCCUGAGCUUUCUAGCCAACACUUGGAUGUACAUGGACGUCCUAGCUCGCAUCACAGUGGCCGACGACGUGGGCUACUUGACGGAUCACGAAGUCAUGACGGCCUGCAGCCUUCUGAGCCCAGUUCCGCGCGCUCAGCAGAUCGAUCCUCUUAUGGGCUGUGCAAUCACACUUUUCCCCCUGAUCAGCCGUCUUGCCGACCUAGUCAGUAGUGUCCGGAGACGGCGUAAGAAAGGCACUUCCCUCAGUACCAUCUCAAAAGCUACCGAGUUGAGACUGGAAAUCGAACGGUGGACAACUGCGAUAGAAUUUCAGAGAUCGGAAGGUUCCACGUCGAACGCCAUUCCAGACUCGAUUCAAACCGCCGAAGCGUAUAGAUGGGCUUCACUGUUGCUCCUACGCCAGACGGCACCCGAGGUGCCCUGGGCACACUCGAUAUGGGAGUUGGCGCAGAAAGCCCUGGUGUAUCUUGCCACCAUUCCAUUGGAGUCGCCCACGACGAUUGUGCAGAUCUUCCCGCUCAUGGUGGCGGGAUGUGAAGCCUUCGAAGAGGAAGACAGGGACUGGGUCCGGCAGCGGUGGCAACUGAUGUCCAAAUCCAUGAUUACCGGAAUUGUGGUUCGAUGCUUGCACGUGACGGAAGAAGUCUGGCGCAGGAGAGACGUGUUUGAAACGAACCAGAAAUCCUGUCGGCCCAGUGCAGCUUCACGGCACAACUCGCCUCUGGAUGCGGCGAUGGAUAUACCCGAGGAUGAAAUGGCCUACGCAGUGCCUGGCCAGCCCCCAAGCCGGCGGUCCAGCCCUGGUCCGAGCCGCACUGCGUCGGCUACCUUCCCGGAUUCUCUGGUCUUCAAAAAGAGAGUGGAUCCCCUGACUAGGGCUGGAUAUACGGAUUAUACAGUGACAGGCGAUCUACACUGGCUGGGCGUCAUGAAGGACUGGGGCUGGGAGAGUAAGUACAUCCAAUUAUCAGAAUAUGUUCUUGAUGCUCGCAACUUUAGAUGGGCUAACACCGAUUUCUAG
This is a messenger RNA of Capronia coronata CBS 617.96, 1899 nucleotides long. RefSeq lists its product as uncharacterized. Gene Ontology annotation, biological process: positive regulation of transcription by RNA polymerase II. The record is from RefSeq and is a predicted model, not a curated record. Lineage: Eukaryota; Fungi; Ascomycota; Eurotiomycetes; Chaetothyriales; Herpotrichiellaceae. Gene Ontology annotation, cellular component: nucleus. Gene Ontology annotation, molecular function: transcription cis-regulatory region binding; DNA-binding transcription factor activity. The transcript has a single exon. Bases 1 to 1899 code for a protein of 632 amino acids.